This is a messenger RNA of Annulohypoxylon maeteangense, 3677 nucleotides long. RefSeq lists its product as uncharacterized. The transcript has 7 exons. Gene Ontology annotation, molecular function: ADP binding; protein binding. Bases 137 to 3493 code for a protein of 1118 amino acids. The record is from RefSeq and is a predicted model, not a curated record. Lineage: Eukaryota; Fungi; Ascomycota; Sordariomycetes; Xylariales; Hypoxylaceae.
ACUCUGUUCCCUACCCCCUCCUCUUAGAGCCUACAACUUCUCUUAAUCUCAUUAACACUAUCUAUAGUAAGGCGACUUUGAAAUGAACGGCGCGAAAAAAAAAAGAUAGCUAGGACGCUUCACGAAAUGAGAAUCGAUGGCGGAAACCUUCGGUAUCCUCAUGGGCUUUACUGCCCUUGUAACCCGUGUACUAAGACGAAGACAGCGCCAAGAUCGACUACGAGAUGAUAAUAGCGGCAUCAUUCAACUAUACGGAUCAAAUAGCGCGAGUGUCGACAUCUGCUUCGUGCAUGGGUUGGCUGGAGACCGUAUCCAGACUUGGAAUUGGGUUGACGAUGAUUCCAAAGAAACGCAUUUCUGGCCAGCAGACUUUCUACCCCAGGAUGCUGAAGAGGACCAUCUUAAUGUUCGCAUACUCUCUUAUGGAUACAAGUCCUUUGCCCCAACGCCGGAAUACCUAACCCAGAGGACUCUCUAUCGUCAUUCUCAAUCAUUGUUGUCUGCUCUAGCAAGUGUACGUAAAGACUGUUCCGAUCGACCGCUUAUAUUCGUUGGUCACAGUCUUGGCGGUAUCGUCAUCAAGAGCGCUCUCAUUUUCUCCAGUCAGGAUAAGAACCCUGACCUCCUGGCUCUCUCCCUUUCCACCACUGGAAUCCUAUUCCUAGGAACGCCCCACAAUGAGACAAUGUCAUCUUUGGAUCAGUCAAAAUGGCCAAGAACUCUCGCGAGCAUUGUCGAAUUAACCAAGGUGGGCAAUCCGAGUCUAGUGAAACACCUGGAGAAGCAGAGCCUGAGCUUGCAAAGUCGACUGCAGCCUUUCAAGGCUUUAAGCGACAAUAUCUCCAUCGUCUCUUACUAUGAAGAGAUUCCCAAUUCUAUGUCGAGCAUAGUCGUACCAAAACCUUCCACACGGUUACUGUAUGGCGACAAGGUGGACAUCAUCCACGCGAGUCACAGAAAUAUGUGCAAAUUUAGUAGUCGCGAUAACCCGGAUUACAAAAAAGUCUCUCAUGAAUUGAUGCGCCAGUGUCACGAAUCAAGAAAGAGAUCGCAGGACAACUGGGAGAAGCACAAACGAAACAGAAGAGAAGAAGUCUCGGUGGACUAUAUAGAAAGAGUCCACGGCGCGGAGGCUGAAGAACAAAUGUCCACCAUUGCGGGACCAGAUAACUUUCGUGUCCAUGAUUCCUUCUUACCGCCGCGGAAUAAAAGAUUCGUGGGUCGAGUAAAGGAUCUCGACUUCCUUCGCAAGAUUCUUCUCGAGGAAUACUCACCACCGCAACGUAACACUUGCGCCACCGUCAAUCUCUUUGGGUCUGUUGGGAUAGGAAAGACUGAGAUUGCCCAAGAAUUUGCACACCUAUACCGAGAUCACUUUACUUCCGUCUUCUGGAUCCCUGCUACUAGCCAGCAAUCCAUCGAGCGAGGUCUUGUAAACAUCGCAACUAUUCUUCGCCAACAGAUUCAUGGGCCCAGUUCUACAACAGCCUUUCGAAUCCUAGCUGACUCAUUAGCCGGUGCGGAAUUUGAUGGUAACCAGCUAGAUCAAACGAUCAAGGCGGUAAUGGAGUGGUUCCAGAGCACCGAGAACUCUAGAUGGUUAGUGAUAGUUGACGGCCUCGAACAUGCGGACGAUCAUGAUAUCAUGAAAUUUAUCCCCAGGACGACUUGUUCUCACGGGCACUGCAUAAUCACUUCACGGGAAGCGGUGGAGUGGAACUUUGUUGAGACUCAUCAGGUGCAUCCAUUCAGCCCCGACGAAUCCUUUUCACUCCUGAAGGCAUCCACGGGCCUUUUAGACGCCAAUGAGCAUGAUUUGGACAAAUUGUCCAGAUCUCUCCAACAUCUACCCCUGGCGCUUAGUGCUGCGGCUUCUUAUAUUUCUUCGACAAAGAUAACCAUACAAAAGUAUAUGCAGAGCUUCCGGGCCUCAUCAAAUCCCGGAAAGGUGAAACCGGUCACUUCGUUGGAGGAUGAGCUAAUUCGAGUUGAGAAAUUAUUGCUAAAUACCAUAAAUAAUGUCCCCGAUACCCCGAGGCUUCUGAAGUCUCUGUCUCUCGGGAUAUUCCAGGUUUGCUGCGCUCUCUCGAUGGAGUCGGUUUGCCUAUCGAUAUUCCUCUCUAGUUCGUUCAAAAGGAAAUACCGGGGCAAUACGAUGGCUGCUAUCAGGGAGCUUGAACACAAUUCACUGAUAGCUCUCACCGAGGACAAGAGAUACCUCAUCACCCAGAACACAGUUCUUGAGCAUAGUUGUCGCCUUCUUCCAGAUGACCAACGACAAUCUGCUAACCAAAUUGCUUGCGAAUCCGCGUUAUCUGCUGCCAAAGCGUUACAGCAGCUCGGUGACGAGGAUAAGUCAGUCGAUACCUCUUUCGCCGAAUGUGAUCUGGCGGCAGUGAUAUCCCGCUGUUAUCAGAUAAUCGAAACCAAUAUUCACGCAUCACAUGAAUGGGAGAUUGACCUAGACUUCAUGGGUCGUGUAUGCGAAAGGCAGGGCCGAACUGAAGACGCGAUUAAAUUCUAUAAUAUGCUAGUUAGCCAGAACGGUGGCAAUGUCUCUGUAACCCGAAGAGCAAAAAUGCGGCUCGCUAUAACUCGUCGUGUAUCUGGUGGUGAUGUUCGAGCUGAGUGUGAAGAACUCGUUCAGUCGAAGGACGACAUACUGUCGGAGUCGACAGCAUCGAUACAGGAAGGGCAACCGUUUGGUGAUGAGGUGGACAUCGAAGCCCUGAGGCUGCUGAGGAAAAUGGCACACGACCGAUCUACACCAGAGGAGGAACUAGCAAUCUCGAGGCAGAUCGCGGCAGUACAGGAAUACCGCCUUGGGCACAAGCAUCCGAGCACGCUCGACGCAGUCCAACAACUCGCAAAGGAUCUAGUCGAAGUUGGAUUCUACGACGAAGCAGAGGCUAACAUGAGACGUGUCUUAUUAUCAUACGAGAACAUGGCUAGAGCCAACUACACAAAAACGACGGAGGCCUGCGAGACUCUAGCGUCGAUACGGUUAAAGCAGGGUAAGUAUGACGAUGCCAAAGAGCUCUUCAACCGCGCCCUACACAACCAUCUGGCACGUCUCGGCCGCGAACAUCCCACCACACAGAAGUGUUGGUCACAGUUGGGCCAAGUCUAUGAUAUGCAAAAUCGCUUCGACAUUGCUAGCCUAGUCUAUGACAAGUGUAUCGCUGUCCUCGACACGACACAGGGUACUGACCACCCAGACGUUCUACGAGUUCACAGCUACAAGGCCGAAAACUUGGCCAACCGGAACAUGUACGAUGAGGCGGAAAAGGAACUCAGAACUGUGCUUGAACUUAUGAAGGCCGACAAGAACACCCACCACGAGAGUGAUAGGCGCAGGACCGCCCUACAACUCGUCGAGAUACUUAAGAAGAACCCCGAAGCCGAUGACGCCGCUUGGAUGGCGGCGAAGGUGCAAGAUCUCGAGUUUCAAUAUGAUCUCGAUCUACACCGCCGAAUUGGCUGGAUGUAUUGAUCACGUCCUCCCCCCUGUCACAUAAAGAGAAGGGUUCAUGUGGAUACACAUCCAUCUACUCGGUCUAACUAGUAUUGUAUAUAGGUAAUAUUUCAUGAACAUUCUUCAAAACUCGGAUGGUUACAAUAUCCGAAUACUUGACUACCUAGUAGGUAAGUAUCUACCUCAUCUAAUAGUAAUGGGG